AUGGAGCUGUGGUUGAAAAUGUUGAGGGGAUUGGCAGAACGAAGAUUCAUUCCCCCGCCCCCGCCGAGGGUCCCAGCAGCACGCGGCGAGCAGAGGAGAGGCAAUGCCAGAGCAACCCAGCUUCGCAAAGGCUCUGUGCGCUCCGAGGCCCAUAGGCACCGGGCAGGAGCCCUCCCUGCUGCCAACGUGCCCAAGAGGAAGGUCAGCUUGGCCGAGGGUGCGGUGAAGGAGGAGUCCAAGAGGAGAUCAGCGAGGCUUUCAGCUAAGCCGCCUCCAAAAGUGGAAAGGAAGCCCAAAAAGGCAGCAGGAAAGGAGAAGUCUUCUGACAAAAAAGUGCAAACAAAAGGGAAAAGGGGAGCAAAGGAGAAACAAGCUGAAGUGGCUAACCAAGAAACUAAAGAAGAUUUACCUGCAGAAAAUGGAGAAACUAAAAACGAAGAGAGUCCAGCCUCUGAUGAAGCAGGAGAAAAAGAAGCCAAGUUUGAUUAA
Molecule: messenger RNA, 489 nt
Organism: Elephantulus edwardii (Cape elephant shrew)
Lineage: Eukaryota; Metazoa; Chordata; Mammalia; Macroscelidea; Macroscelididae
Product: non-histone chromosomal protein HMG-14-like
Exons: 2
Coding region: 1-489 (162 amino acids)
Biological process (GO): chromatin organization
Cellular component (GO): nucleus; chromatin
Molecular function (GO): nucleosomal DNA binding
Source: RefSeq, a predicted model, not a curated record